AUGACAAGAACAUCAACUCUGUUGUGCUUCAAUCAAUCCCGCUGGUUCCCCGAGGACACGGCUCAUUGGGCUCUCUUUCUCUGGGAUGCCCCAGCAGCGACCGGAACCCUUUUUCAUGCGAGUAAGGCUUCCCUGCUGAGCGGGACGACGUCUUACGAGCCGAUGGAUAACAUAAACCCAGCAACCUCGCGUUCACUUGAAGCCUCAGUUGAAAUCGCCACUGGGCUUAAUCUCACCGACGACGAACUUGACGCGCUGUGCAUUGCAGCGGCGGAGAACCGCCCCUUUGAUCUUGUUGUCAAUAACUGCCAAAGAUUUUGCCAUGAGAUUCUGCAGCGCCUUGUUGGGGAUGGGACAAUUACUCAGGAUCAAGUUGAUGCGUUGGCUGCUGUCUAA
Penicillium roqueforti is the source of this 396-nucleotide messenger RNA. RefSeq lists its product as uncharacterized. Bases 1 to 396 code for a protein of 131 amino acids. The record is from RefSeq and is a predicted model, not a curated record. Lineage: Eukaryota; Fungi; Ascomycota; Eurotiomycetes; Eurotiales; Aspergillaceae. The transcript has 3 exons.